Molecule: messenger RNA, 1530 nt
Organism: Lactuca saligna
Lineage: Eukaryota; Viridiplantae; Streptophyta; Magnoliopsida; Asterales; Asteraceae
Source: the annotation of a GenBank genome assembly
AUGGCUGACACCCCUUCAUAUUUUCCUUCCAAUUCACCUUCAAACGCAUGCAAAUGUAUUAAAAAAGUCGUUAAUGGCGGAAUUAAUUUCCCCUCAAGCUUUUACUCACUGGACUCCACACAAAGCAAAAUAAAACGUAGCUUCAUUGACGGGUGUUUGGAUUUGCAAGAUGCGUCUUCCUUGUCUCUUGGAUUGGGUUGCUCUACAACCUCCGGUCUCACCAUGUUUUCCGGCAAAGAAACUGAAGAAAAUUCUUCCGGCAAUCUUGAUCUUACAAUGAACCUCAACACACAGAACGUUGACCAAGUCAAACCAUCAAGGAUUGAAAGAACCGAAGUUGAUCUUGAAUUAAGUCUCGCAGGUGGCUCAAUUGAAUCUGAUGUAACCGCUGCUCCACGUCAUCCAGAUGGAAAUUACCCCUUUUGCCCCCGUUUCUUACUAAAGACCCUACACCUCUUCUUCACAAUAUUCAAGGGUAACGUGAAAGACUGCCGGUUCACCGGAUGCACACGUGGCGCAAGAGGAGCUUCCGGAUUCUGCAUCUCCCAUGGUGGCGGCAGGCGGUGCCAGCGAGGCGGCUGUCAAAAAGGAGCCGAAGGUAAAACAGUGUUCUGUAAAGCCCACGGCGGUGGUCGCCGGUGCGAGUUUCUCGGCUGCACCAAAAGCGCUGAAGGCCGUACAGACUACUGUAUCGGCCACGGUGGCGGCAGGCGGUGCAGCCACGAGGGCUGCACCCAUGCCGCCAGGGGAAAAUCAGGGUUAUGUAUACGCCAUGGUGGCGGGAAGCGGUGUAAAGCGGAAGGGUGUACGAAAAGCGCCGAGGGUGUUACCGGUCUCUGCAUCUCCCAUGGUGGUGGCCGGAGGUGCCACUUUCCGGCAUGCACGAAAGGUGCUCAGGGGAGCACGAUGUUUUGUAAAGCUCAUGGUGGUGGGAAGCGGUGUACUUUUUUAGGGUGUACGAAAGGGGCGGAAGGUAGUACGAAUUUUUGUAAAGGCCAUGGUGGUGGGAAGCGGUGCACGUUUGAAGGCGGUUGUACGAAGAGUGUCCAUGGUGGGACUCUAUUCUGUGUGAAUCAUGGUGGUGGAAAGCGGUGCGCGGUGGCCGAGUGUACAAAAAGUGCUAGAGGCCGGACUAGUUUUUGUGUUCGUCAUGGUGGUGGCAAAAGAUGUAAAUAUGAGGGGUGUGGGAAGAGCGCGCAAGGCCGAACGGAUUUCUGUAAGGCACAUGGCGGUGGAAGGCGGUGCUCGUGGGGCCAACCGGAACAAUCCGGUGGUCAAACCUCAACUCCUUGUGACAAGUUUGCUAGAGGGAAAACCGGUCUUUGUGCUUCACAUAGUCAGUUGGUUCAAGAUGACCGGAUUCCUGGACUCAUGGUGGACCAACCUCAACCGCUUAUGGCGGAAUACGGUGGCUACGUGCUACCAGAAGGCAGGGUUCAUGGCGGCAGUUUGAUGGCUAUGCUUAGAGGAUGCACCGGUGGCCAGUCGGAACAGGGGGGAAGUCAGCCUAUAAAUGGUGGUAGGUGGUAG